Molecule: messenger RNA, 2163 nt
Organism: Orbilia oligospora ATCC 24927
Lineage: Eukaryota; Fungi; Ascomycota; Orbiliomycetes; Orbiliales; Orbiliaceae
Exons: 1
Coding region: 1-2163 (720 amino acids)
Source: RefSeq, a predicted model, not a curated record
AUGGGGGUCGAAGUAGAGAGUUUCAGUCCGGAUACCACCAUAGCCCCGGCUUUGGACCAUAGUAUUCCAGUCGAAGAAGAACUCCAAACCGAUGCCCCAGCUGUGAUUACAGAGACUUCAGAGCCUCCAGUGGCAGCAGAAGCGACAGAAGCAGCGACAGAAGCAGCGACAGAAGCAGCGACAGAAGCAACGGCGGAAACAGUAGCUACAGCAACAGUACCCGUGGAAGCCUCGUCGCCGACUCGAGGGAUCCCUCGCCUCGAAAAGAAAGAGUCCCGGCUCCCGCUCCCCGGCUCCCGUCUACCUCGAAAAUCCAGCAUCCCCACCUUAUCUUCUGAUAAUACCUCUCCGACACGAAGUAUUCCGGCACCAAAAGCAAGCAAACUCUCACUCGUCACCCCAAAGCUUGCGGCUAGUGGUCUACGCAAACCCUCUCCAAUUGCAUCACCAAUAAGAUCACCUGGCUUAUCACCAGGCCUUAAAUCACAGAGUUCAAGUGGGAGUCUUCGGUCACCCUUGACUCCUACACGGACAGGGCUCCCGCUCCCUAGAUCACCUAUUGGUGCGGGUACUGGGCAGCGGAGCGCUAGUGUUUCUACGGCUACACUUCCUAAGACACUACAGCGGCCUUCGUCGUAUAGUAAUUUAUUAGUUAAUAAGAAGGGAUCUGGGUUGCCUACACUUACCAGAUCACCGGUCAGGGAAUCGACGAGAUCGGUAUCUGUAUCUGGUGCUUCCGCCCCAGCUAGAGCUACUCCUCAACUGACCCAACCCAAACGGGCUACGCCUACCCCUGCUAAGAUACCAGCGAGUCGGAGGGUAGUUAGUACCGCAGUCACAACUGCUCCCGAGACCGCGUCCGCGAAAACCACAUCGACAGUCCGCGCCCCCAUACGAGUUCGCUCCUUCCAGGCACCUCUACAAUCCCUACAAUCCCAGGCGCCAAAACCACUGACCCCACGACUUGCAACCGUUUUCCCGAAAGCUGCGCCUGUUUCGACGACUCCAAAGCUUGCAGCGCCGGGAUCUAUCAAGGUUCCCAAACGUGCUCCCCGCUCUAGUAUUGCGCCGGUUGAAGAACCUGCAUCACAAGGCAAUAAGCAUGAGCGUGCUAUGGCAUCUUCGCAGGCACUUCGGGAGCAAAUCAAGGCGGCACGUGCCGCACGUCGAGAAUCUAAUGCUGCGAAUCUUGUCGGAAACGGUAAUGGUAACGGUAAUGGUAGCGGUAAUGGCGGUGACUGGCCUCAGAUUGUUAUCGCUGGGACAGACGAUAAGAAGCAGGGUAGCGAUGAUGAGGACGCCGAGCGUCCCGAAAAUGCCGAGGAAGAUGAAGAAUCGGAUUAUGAACACCCAUUCGGUGCCGAAUGGUCCCGCAAAAAGCCAGCGAAGCAAGAGGAGGAGACACCCAAGGGCCUCAGCAUCCGUCCCGGGGGUAUCUUGGAUCUCACGGCGAAAGAUAUGCAAGAAUUCACAGAGGAGACACUGGGUGGGACUGAUACUCUCAUGGUAAAAGUUCUGCUAUUGCAACGGAACUCGUUAACCAUGUUCUCCCCAUGUAUCAAGACAUUCAGAGGACUUUACACUCUUGAUUUGAGCUGCAAUAGCUUGAAAGGAGAGGAGUAUUUGAAUGUUGAGAUGGAGUUCCCGUACUUGAAGACUUUACUGCUGCAUACGAAUUACAUUGAAAGUUUGGCAGCGGUGGUCAAGUAUAUCGAAGCUCCACGGUUGAAUUACCUUGAUAUUCAUGCGAAUAAACUCAAAUCCUUCCCGGAUGAUUUGAGCAAGAGGUACGGAAGUCUUACGACGUUUGUGGCGAGUGAUAAUAAGAUCGAGACUGUGAGCGUGGAAGGGUUGGAGGGAAUACAGAUUGUGGAUCUGAUGAAUAAUAGUAUUGGACAGUUGCCACCUGAGUUGGGACUUUUAGAAGGGAAAGGAUUGAGGGAGUUGAGGGUUUUGGGGAAUUUGUUUAGAGUUCCGAGAAGGAACAUUGUGGAGAGAGGAACAGAAGCUAUUCUUGAGUGGUUGAGGGAGAGGAUCCCGGUUAGAGUUGAGGAAAUUGAAGACGAUGAUGAGGAGGAUGGGGAGAAGAAGGAGGAGGUUAAGGAUAUCAAAGAGGACGGGUGGGAUGUUGUAGGACGGGAUGAGGAAGCGUCUUCGGACUAA